Messenger RNA from Cuscuta epithymum, 768 nucleotides. NCBI's taxonomy places the organism in Eukaryota, Viridiplantae, Streptophyta, Magnoliopsida, Solanales, Convolvulaceae. The record is from the annotation of a GenBank genome assembly.
GAACAAAUAAUGAGGAAGUCCAAAGGCAAUGUCAAAGAUUGGGCUGCAAACAAACUUUUAACCAAACAAGAUUGGCGAUCAUUGGAAAGGGUUUUAAUUCCUUUGAACAUUGAAAACAAGCAUUGGAUUUUGGCUGAAGUUGUCAUUGAUAAGAAGCGGGUUAGGGUUUAUGACUCAAUGAAGACGGCAAGAAGUGUAUUUUAUGUUAGGGAACUGUGUGAACGCCUGCCCUACCUCCAUCGGGUCUUUACGAUGUCACUAGAAGAGGGUGAAACACAACCAUGGGUUGCUGAGUUAGUUGAGAGUGUUCCCCAACAGGGUGGAGGGUAUUAUAUUAAACUUUAUUUACAUUACAUAUAUUGUCUAUCACCUUAUGGUAAAUGUCUGUCUUAUUUUUAAUUGUCUGUCUACAGGUCAGGAGAGUGCGGAGUGAUGAUUGCAGCGUUUGCAGAGCAUCUUUUAAUGGGAAAGGACUUGCUUCCAGGUUGUGAGUAUGCCAACAUGUGGAACAAGAGAUGUCAAUAUGCUGUUCGAUUGUGGGGAUUGAAGAAGGUGGAGGAAUCAUAAGAAUUCUUCAUUAGCUUGGGAAGCCUAUUUUUGCCGGUUAAUAGUCCAGCUUUGCAAACACUAUGAAUUUCCCUGUACGAUGUGUGUGGAACUUUAUGUUUUUAUUUUUGUAUAAGUUGCAAACUAUACAAAGGUGGCAUUUGAGAAAAAGCGGUUACAUGACGAUAAUUUCAGCAAAUGCAAUUAAGUUUUUGAUGUUAA